GCUCAUUACUAUGGACACUUCAUCAGCGAAUUGCGACUUGCGACAACUGCGUGCACCGUUGGACGAAUUGCUGAAGAAGAAUGUUCCGUUCAAAUGGUCGUCGAGUGCCGAGACGCUUUCCAACGCGCCAAGGAUGUACUAGCCUCGGACCUACUGUUCACCCACUAUGAUCCCACAAAGGAGAUCGUCAUUGCGGCCGACGCAUCGGAGUACGGGCUAGGAGCAGUCAUCAGCCACCGUCUCUCGGAGGGAGCGGAAAAAGCGAUUCACAAACGCCAGCCCAAACAGCUGCUGAGAAAAAUUACGGUCAAGAUACGGACAAAGCUGAGCCUUCUACAUAAAGAAAUUUGCGAUCACAAACUACAACACCUGGAACCGAAAAAUGGAGGAACAAUACAAUCGUCAUCACGGCGCCAGACAAAAAUUCAAUAUUGGAGACUCCGUGUGGGCCAAGGACCAUCGUUCCGGAGCACCGAAACAAGCGCCUGGUGA
This is a messenger RNA of Haemonchus placei, 492 nucleotides long. NCBI's taxonomy places the organism in Eukaryota, Metazoa, Nematoda, Chromadorea, Rhabditida, Trichostrongylidae. The record is from the annotation of a GenBank genome assembly.